AGAGCUGAGUGAGCUGAGUCGGGGAGGGGCCCUUUGAAGGAAUAUCGGCCACCGCCGGCAUACCAGCAGCUCCGGAAUACGCUUUCUGCUCCGUUCGCGCAGCACAAAAACUUGGGCUCGGAUACGAGAAAGAGCCCCUCUCGGAAAAGAAAAAAAAGGGUGGAUUAUCUUUUGCACUGAUUUUCCGCUGCGAAAGAGGUGGCACUGAUUUGCACCACUGGCUUGAGACCGGGUCCGGUGCCCCCUUUCUCCCUCAUCACUCUUUCCUAGUACCCUCCUUCCGCGUCCCCCCUCCCCCGCCCCCCUUUUGUCUGAUCUCUGAUCUUCAUACGAGACUGCACGUCGCAAGAUGCCUAGCUCGCUUUUCGCCGACAUGGAGCGGAGCGGGAGCAACCAGGGAGAUGCCUUGGACGACCAAAGAGCCCUGCAGAUCGCCCUGGAUCAGCUCUCCCUGCUCGGCUUGGACAACGACGAGAAUCCGCUGUACGACAACGAGCCCCGGAAAAAGAGUGUCAACAUGACCGAAUGUGUUCCCGUGCCCAGCUCAGAGCACGUCGCCGAAAUCGUCGGGAGACAAGGUUGCAAGAUCAAAGCGCUGCGAGCGAAGACCAAUACUUACAUCAAGACCCCAGUACGUGGCGAGGAGCCUGUUUUUGUGGUAACAGGCAGGAGGGAGGAUGUGGCCAUGGCACGGAGGGAGAUCAUCUCAGCAGCUGAACACUUCUCAAUGAUUCGAGCAUCCAGAAAUAAAAACACCAGCCUGAAUGGUAGCGGCACCCCAGUCCCUGGACCUCCAAACCUCCCUGGACAGACCACCAUCCAAGUGCGGGUGCCUUACCGUGUAGUGGGGUUAGUCGUAGGCCCCAAGGGGGCCACUAUCAAGCGCAUCCAACAGCAGACCCACACCUACAUUGUGACGCCUAGCAGGGACAAAGAGCCAGUGUUUGAAGUGACAGGAAUGCCUGAGAAUGUUGACCGAGCCCGUGAAGAGAUUGAAGCACACAUCGCCAUGAGGACAGGAGGUCUCAUCGAGCUCCAGGACGAGAAUGACUUCCAUGCCAAUGGAACUGACGUGGGGUUUGAUCUGCAUGGGCAUGCUACACUGUGGUCUAAACCCAGUGCCGGUGUUACCCCCAAUUCAGGACGCAAACCCUUCUCCAACUACCGCAAUGACUCCUCCUCUUCACUGGGCAGCGCCUCCACAGACUCCUACUUCGGUAACAACAGCUCACGCAUGGCCGACUACAGCCCCCCCAGCCCAGCUCUCAGCUACACCACUACCAACAACAAUGGUAACAACAACAACAACAACGUCAACAUCACCGUUAACACCAAUGGAAAUGGGUUUGUUUACAGUGGAGAUGUGAUUUCGCCCGACUGCGCUGACCUGGCGUUUGACUCAUCGCCGGGCUUUGACCCCACACCGGUCCCCCCAGGUCUCCUGUGGUCCCAGUACGAGAGCCGAAUGACGCCCUCCUCCAACGGAGGCAGCUCCCCCACGUCCACCUCAGCCAUGUUCUCUGCUAAUGCUUCCACUAAUGCCAAUGGGAUGGUGGUGAGCCAUAGAAGGGCCAAUGGGGGAACACCCCAGCCAAGGCUGUCCCCUCCACUCCACGGCCACACCACCGGCCCCGCCGAACACCCACUGGCCAGGAGGGUGCGCAGUGACCCCGGGGGUGGUCCUCUGAGUUUCCCUGGCUACUCCAGCACCAUAGCAUCCCUACCGGGCCCACACCUUCCCGGGGUUCCCUGCGAUUCCUCAGCCUCGUCUUCCUCCUCCUCGUCCUCCUCUUCAUCUGGCACCAGUAGAAAAGGCAGCCGUGACUGCUCCGUGUGUUUUGAAAGUGAGGUCAUUGCAGCGCUGGUCCCCUGUGGGCAUAACCUGUUCUGUAUGGAGUGUGCCAACCGCAUCUGUGAGAGAAAUGAGCCCAAAUGCCCCGUCUGCCACACCGGCGUCACUCAGGCUAUACGUAUAUUUUCAUAAGUGUUUCUCUCUCUCUCUCUCUCUCUCUCUCUCUCUCUCUCUCUCUCUCUCUCUCUCUCUCUCUCUCUCUCUCUCUCUCUCUCUCUCUCACAGACUAUUAUGUCACCAAGGCCGACUACAAUAGCAACAACAACAACAACAAAAACUCUCAUAACUGCUUUAACAGGAUUUGGAUCAUCACAUGUUUUGUGAAGUGUACAUAAAUAUACAUAUGUAUGUAAGAGGCUGCAGUAUCCAAAAGAAGGGAACCCACUUCAGGGCUCCAUCGUAAUUGUUUUUAAUGUACUGUAGCUUGGGGAAAUAUUUUCAACAUCUAAAUGCAUGUUUUAAAUAUUACAGUAUAGUAAACAAUAGUUCUAGUAAAUUGUACCCUAUAUUUAUGAAGUAACAAGACACAGUGGGUCAGGACGGAGGUACUUGGGUCAACCUGUCAACUGUUAGUCGAGCAAGCCUUCCAGCUUCACGAGAGGAAUGUACUGAUAGGAGAGGACACGCAUACAAGACGUGGAAGGCUCUCAGUUGAACAGGCCUAUUGACUUAUAAAGCUGAAGAUACUGCAGCUCGAGUUCAGAGACCACGCUAGGGAGGACAACAACAUAUCCUACAUAUAUAUGUAUAGAAUAAAAAAAAUCCACACGUUGAAAGUUUUAAAUUACAUUGAUACAGAUUGAAGUAUUUUAUUCUUUUUUGACUUGAAAGAUUAUAUUUCUUAUUGCAAAGAUGUUUACAAAUAUUUUAAUUUAAGUUCAGUGAACUUUUUGUAGCUGGGUUAAAAUAUCGUUUAUUUUUUAGUAUGGCCUUAUGGCAUUGAUCACUGUAUUAUUUUAAUAUCUCGACUGUGGGCGGAGUAACAAAUCCACAAAAUGUGUGUUGCAUUUGACAGUAUUCUGUUGGGAUGGAGUUUUUAUAGGUUCAGCAAAAAAAAAAAAGUCUUUUAAAUCCGCUUCACCCAGCAUAUUUUUUAUUCAGUAAUAUAAAGCAUAUUUUAUUCUAUAUUAUUAUGAAACGUUGAAAUGUACAAAACUUAGUAAGUCGAACAAAAAGGAACAGUUUAUGCUUUCUAAAAAUUUGUAUGAAUUAGAUUCCAGUGGGAAUUACAGACUUCUGUUGCACCACUAUAGUUUUAGUAUUUCUAUUUUAAUACAUUUGUUUACCACUUGUUUAUGUAUAUGUAGGUGAAGUUACUUGAGCGUAAAUGUACUUUAUUGAGCAAAGUUUAAGAACAAAGUAUAUUUUAUUUUAUGAUAAAGGGCCUUUAACCUCAUGGUCAAAUACUAAUAUUAUAUUUGCUGAAACAAGAUUUGAAAAAUGUAUCAAGAGUUUUAUUUUUCUGACAUUUAAAGUUCUACAUGAUAAAAAGUAAAACUUAAGUAAUGGUGCUACUUCAUGUUUUUUUAAGUAUUUCUAUAUAAGUCCAAUAAUAAAA
This is a messenger RNA of Lampris incognitus (smalleye Pacific opah), 3410 nucleotides long. RefSeq names its product mex-3 RNA binding family member B (gene mex3b). NCBI's taxonomy places the organism in Eukaryota, Metazoa, Chordata, Actinopteri, Lampriformes, Lampridae. Gene Ontology annotation, molecular function: RNA binding. Bases 350 to 1984 code for a protein of 544 amino acids. The record is from RefSeq and is a predicted model, not a curated record. The transcript is spliced from 2 exons.